Messenger RNA from Sphaeramia orbicularis (orbiculate cardinalfish), 3647 nucleotides. It is a transcript of the gene numb, whose product is annotated as NUMB endocytic adaptor protein. NCBI's taxonomy places the organism in Eukaryota, Metazoa, Chordata, Actinopteri, Kurtiformes, Apogonidae. The coding region runs from base 168 to 2231 and encodes 687 amino acids. Gene Ontology annotation, biological process: positive regulation of neurogenesis. The record is from RefSeq and is a predicted model, not a curated record. Gene Ontology annotation, cellular component: basolateral plasma membrane; cytoplasm; cytoplasmic vesicle. The transcript is spliced from 11 exons.
GCGUCGCAGCCAUUCAGCGGCGGUGUCUGAAGCGAUUGGACCUGCGUCUCUCUAGGCUCUUUCUGUGGAAUUUGAAUUAUUUUGGCUCGGCACGGGUCGGGAGGGAUAGGCGACGGCGUUACCGGGCCAUCUUCUGGGUCGCAGCGGGUCGCACAGGGGGCUCAGCAAUGAAUAAGCUACGGCAGAGCUUCCGCCGGAAGAAAGACGUGUACGUGCCGGAGUCGAGUCGACCGCACCAGUGGCAAACGGACGAGGAGGCGGUCCGCAGCGGCAAAUGCAGCUUCGCAGUCAAGUACCUGGGACAUGUGGAGGUGGAGGAGUCCAGAGGCAUGCACAUCUGUGAGGACGCUGUGAAGCGGCUCAAGACGGACAGGAAAUUCUUCAAAGGAUUCUUUGCAAAAGCGGGGAAGAAGGCGGUGCGGGCUGUGUUGUGGGUGUCGGCAGACGGCCUCCGCGUUGUAGACGAUAAAACAAAGGACCUGAUCCUGGACCAGACAAUAGAGAAGGUGUCGUUCUGCGCCCCGGAUCGGAACUUUGAGAGGGCGUUCUCGUACAUCUGCAGGGACGGAACCACGCGACGCUGGAUCUGCCACUGUUUCAUGGCCAUCAAAGACUCAGGGGAGCGCCUCAGUCACGCCGUUGGCUGCGCAUUCGCCGCCUGUCUGGAGCGAAAACAGAAACGGGAGAAGGAGUGCGGGGUCACGGCAACCUUCGAUGCCAACAGAACCACUUUCACCCGCGAGGGCUCGUUCCGCGUUACCACGGCAACGGAGGCGGCAGAGCGGGAGGAAGUCAUGAGGCAGCUACAGGAUGCUAAAAAAGCGGAGACCGAUGUCAAAGUGGCGGUGAACCCGGCCGCUGGCAUCACCAACUCGUCGGCCCACCAGUCGGGAGGCUCCCCCUCGCCGUCGUCCUCCCCCCCUCUGUCGGUGCCCGGCCUGGGGCCUCAGGCCAUCCCCCGCCGCCACGCCCCCGCUGAGGCCCUGGCCAGGCAGGGCUCCUUCAGAGGCUUCCCCGCCCUCAGCCAGAAGACGUCGCCCUUCAAACGCCAGCUGUCGCUGCGCAUGAACGAGCUGCCCUCCACCAUGCAGCGCAAGUCCGACUUCCCCAUCAAGAACACAGUCCCAGAGGUGGAGGGUGAGGGCGACAGCAUCAGUUCGCUGUGUUCUCAGAUCACCACGGCGUUCCCCGGACCCCCAGAGGACCCCUUCACCUCAGCCCCCAUGCCCAAACCGGCCUCGUCCCCACAGUCUCCUGUAGCUCCAGUGAACGGCUCCGCCCCCGCCUUCUCUGUCGCUGCCGUUACCGCUAACCCCCCAGUCCUGCCCCCCGCCCUGCCUGCUCGAGACACUAACCCCUGGGCCAAGACCCCAGCGGGGGCCCCGGCCUCGGCCCCGGCCCCCAUCCAGCCAGGAGGUGACUGGUCAUCCCCCGCCCCGGUCAUCGUCGUCCCCCCCACCUCUUCUCCGGCCACGUCCUCCCACAAACGCACCCCGUCGGAGGCGGACCGGUGGUUGGAGGAAGUCUCCAAGUCUGUCCGGGCCCCGCAGCCCAACCCCAUCAUGGCCACCGCCCCGCCUCCCGCCCAACCAUUCACUGCCCCGCCCCCUGCCCAGCCGUUCACUGCCCCGCCCCCUGCCCAGCCGUUCACCGCCCCGCCUCCCGCCCAGCCGUUCACCGCCCCUGUGCCGAUGCCCGUGGCGUCCGUGCCCCCCGUGGCCUUCAUUCCCACCCUGCCCCCCGCUGUGCCCAUGCUGCCCCCGCGCCAGCCAGCCUUCCACGCCCAGGCUCCGGCCUCCUACCCGAUGUCCAACGGGCUGGCGUUCCCCCAGCCCAGCGUCCCCGUGGUCGGCAUCACCCCCUCGCAGAUGGUGGCCAACGUGUUUGGCUCGGCCACGCAGCCCCAGCCCUUCCCCAUCCCGGCGUCCGUGACCCCCCAGCACGACGCGCCGGCCAUCGGCAACGUCAGCCCUUUCACGAAGCCCCCGCAGUCCAUAAACCCCGCCUCCCUCCAGCCAUCCAACGGUAGCGUAACCUUCAACGGGGCGGACAACUGGGCCCAACUGGCUCCGUCGUCCCCGGCAACACAGCCCCCGCCCUCGCAGCAGCCGGAGGACGCCUUCGAGGCCCAGUGGGCGGCACUGGAGAGUCGCUCCCGCCAGCGCACCACGCCCUCGCCCACAAACCCGUUCUCCACCGAGCUGCACAAGACCUUUGAGAUCCAACUCUGAAGACUGUGUGUGAGACUACUGGACGACGCAGCGGCCGCGUCAGCCAUGGGAGACCAGCCUCUGUCCUCUAGUCUCUGUUACCGUGGACUACGCUUGCAGGGCCGAUGACGACCCGGGAGCCUUUUGGGUGAAUCAACAGGGAGCGCAACUCUGCACAGGCGGCGACGCCAGAAAAAAAAUAAAACCGUACAGGCCGCAGCUCCCCGGACAUUUCAUUAGCAUCGUCUGUAACGUUUUGUUUGUGCUGUGGAGCUCAUUACCCUGUGGAACACCUGUGCCGAGCCACGCCCAGCCCCCUGUCGGCCACGCCCAGCCCCCCUGUCGGCCCCGCCUCCGCCUUCACUCAGUCCGGCUCCGAGCGUCGACAGGACGAGACCCGAACGGCAGACGAACUGCAGCACCGAGAGCUCCGCCUCCACAUGAGAAGUUCUCACUAAUAACUUCCCAAUCAGAAGAAUAAAAUGAGACAAUGCCAAAAUCUUUAUUUUUAUGCAUUAAGUAUAUUUUAAAUAGCUUUGGAGUCUAACAGAAGAGUUGUAAGUAAUCUUUGCCAAAGGCACAGGCUAGCUACAAUGAGAUAUGUGCGUGUAUACAAGAAAAGACAGUAUAUAUUAUACAUAAAAUAUAUAUAUCUCUAUAAAGAAUCUAUACUGUACACAAAGCUCACAGCAGUGCUAAUUUUUAAUGUGAUGUAAAGAGAUUUUGUGAAGGGACAGCUGCUUUACUUUUGUGUUUUGUUUUUUUUUUUUGUUAGGUUUUUUUUUAUGUUAUUUUUGAAGAAGUCUCUUUAUUGCCGUCUGUUGCAUCCUGUGAUUGGAUGUGAAGCAUCUCACUGUAAAUAGGGUAUCAUUGCAGCAACAAUCAAUGUGGACCUAGCGAUGGUGGUGGUGCCCGACUGGUUGCCUCUUUUACUUGUGCUUCGCUUUUAAUAUUUUAGUCGACAUCACUACUUAGCAUUUUACUUCUUCUGUCCUCAUCGUCAUGCUCUUUCUUUUGGAAACCGUCUUUUUUUUUUAAUCUUAAGGCAGCGGAUCGUUCCAUCUCUUGUUUCCUCGCCUCCUUUUACAUUUUUGAAGUAGUUGAUUUUUCUGUUUUUAUUUUGCACAAGCACUAAAGUAGACGACAUGAGCUCACGGGCGUUGGCCGUGGGUUGGUCAGUCGGUCGGUUGUGGUUCUGCAGCAGCCGCUUACAGCCGCUGCAGGAAAAGAAAAAAGAAAGAAAAACUACAGGGAGAUCAAACGGUUUCAUCUCUCACUGUCUGCUUUCUCUCUAUCAUUUUUAUUUUUUUAAAUCAAACCUGUGAAUAUGAUCUAUUCUCUGAUCUAUUUUUCCAUUUUGUAAUUAUUUCAUUACUUUAUUCCACUUCUUCGGAGAUCUAUUGAAAAAAGAUUGAAUAAAUGGAUGGUGGUAGAGGA